AUGUCCUGCCAGCAGAGCCAGCAGAAGGCCCAGACCCCCGCCAAGUGCCCCUCUCCCAAGUGCCACCCGAAGAGCCCGGCACAGUGCUCCCCUGCUGCCCCCUCAGGAUGUGCCCUGCCCUCCGGGGGCUGCCAUGGUCCCAGCUCUGAGGGGGGCUGUUGCCUGAGCCCCCACAGGCGCCGCAGGUCCCACAGAUGCAGGCGCCGCAGCUCCAGCUCCUGUGAGAGGCCCAGUGACCAGCUGUCUGGGGGCUCUGGCUGUGGCCAGGGCUCUGGGGGGUGCUGCUGA
Molecule: messenger RNA, 288 nt
Organism: Suncus etruscus (white-toothed pygmy shrew)
Lineage: Eukaryota; Metazoa; Chordata; Mammalia; Eulipotyphla; Soricidae
Product: late cornified envelope protein 3D-like
Exons: 1
Coding region: 1-288 (95 amino acids)
Biological process (GO): epidermis development
Source: RefSeq, a predicted model, not a curated record